UAGAAUUGAAGAAAACGCGUUUUCCUAAAGCACUAUUAGUUUUGUGUGAGUGCUAUACGAUUUUACAAUUUUAGGUGACCACUGAGUGGUAGCAUAACACUAAUUGUCAAGGUUUAUGUGAUCUGUAGUGAUGACACAGUAUAUUAUGAGCUGACUAAAGCAGUCAGCUUGCACCGUAACCUGUAACACCACCGACCCAGAAGGCCGAAGCGCUGAUCCAGCACAACGAAGGAGCUUUCAGCCGUGGAAUAUGCGGCCGCCGCCGCCGCCGCCGCCGUUCCUGCGUUAGCCUCUGAUGCCCUCCGGCGUAGCCCAGAUCGCGGCCGCGGUGGGGGAGAAGCAGCCUGCACGUUUGCCAUGGCCACGGCUGUUUCUCUCGUCUACUUGGUCGGGCUCGUUGGGUAAACUCAUGCUCUCCGCUCUUGGGACUUUGACGCCGUGACCGAGCCGAAGCUGCCUGCACUUGCUUUUUCAUACUUGCGGGUAUGGGUUUGGUAUCCUUCACGGUCAUAAUUAGAUGCUGAUUAACAGAUAACAACAUAGUAAAGUCAUGUUUCAGCGUUGACGAAGAACAAUUCAAAGUCUAGCUCCUUCAGGUUCAAUCAUGAUGUGGUAGUUGGUUCCGAAUCUAUCACCAGACAUGUAGCACUAAGGAGGGCGAUCGACAAAUCAAUCUAGUUAUGUUACGACUCAUGACUUCAGGAAGAUAUAUAAGCAAUUGAAGCCACCUAGGUUAAUCCCUAAUCUCUGAACCUAGCAAGCUAGAUCCGGCGGUACAGGUGCUCCGAUCCUAGCAUGGCUCAAGAAGGAAAUGGAGCUGAAGAGACGCCUUUGGAAAAGGGAAUUCGAUACCUGAACAAGCGCAUCCAAUCCUCCUCACUGGUUGUCAUGGUUCUCGCCGCCGGCAUCGUCGUGCCGAUGGCUGUCGAGCAUUCGAACAAGCAGCAGCGGGCCAUGCACCUGCCCACGGUGUUCUUCAGCUACCUCACCUUCGUCUCCGGGAUCUCACUUCGCGGCCUCGUCGCCGAGUUUCUCAACCCCAAACCAGGUCGACGCCGGUACGUCGCCAUCAAGGCGUUCGUCCACGCUUGCGCCCUCUUGCUCGUCUCCCUCUCCUUCUCCCUCUCGCUCAUGAUGCGCAUGAAUAUCGUCGUGACGUCCUUGACUCUCGCCACGGCGGCGGCGCUCAUCGCGCACCGGUUGUGGCAGUGCGCGGCGACGGGGCUUAAGGCGGAUUUGAACGCGUACAUGGGAUGCGAGGAGGAGCUCCAGCAGCUUCUCGAGCUGUCCACCAACGUCAAGUCCAUGCUGUUCGGCGGGUGGUUCGGCAUGGCCUUCUUCUACUUCCAGAACUACCCGGAGGAGGCCCGCGACGCGCGGUUCCUCUACUCCGAGUACCUCACCUUCUUCACAUCCGUCGCGGCGUCGCUCAUGCUCCUCAAGGCCGUUCCGGGGAAGCAGGUGCAGGACCGGCAGCCGGUGAGGGAGCUCAUGGCGCUGAUAUGCGCGCUCGUCACCGGCGUCGUGACGACGGCGCUCGUCAUCGCGGCAUCCAAGGUGCGCGGCUACGCGGCGCUCGCGCUCGUCCCCGAGGCCGUCGCGCUCGCCGCGUGGUGCACGCAGUGGGCAAGGGACAGGCUUAAGCUGCCGGUCAGCCUGCCGCCGUGGCUCCGGAACGACGGCCACGGCGGUGGGACUCAGGACGAGCCGUCGUCGCACAGCUUCGUGAGCGUGUCGUUGACGCUGCUGCUGGCGGUGCUGACCUACCGCGCCAAGGACGUUGAUCGGGCCAUGUCCACCCUGUACGACGAGGCGUUCAUUCUGGUUACCACCGGCGCCGUGGUGGCAGCGCUGGGGUGGAGGCUGCUCACCCAGCCGCCAACGCCGACCGGGGCGCCGGGGGUUCAGGCGGCGGCGAAGAUACUAGCGUUCUCCACGUUCUGCCUGCUGGUCGUGAGCGUGCUGGCGUUCAUCGGUGUCAUGUUCGGUUGGUAGUUACUAAGAGUUGUUAAUUAGAGUGCACAUGUUCUUGUAUGUGUAAAAGAAUCGGUGUCAUGUUCGGAACAUGUUUGCCGCAAAGAACGCCAGGGCAUCGAUGAAAUGCAAGAGUGGUUGUUGUGUGCUCCAUGAUUGGGUAACAUUAAUGCCCAGUGGUACUGCACACCGUGUCUAAUUUUUUUUACCGAAUUGACAC
This is a messenger RNA of Phragmites australis (common reed), 2194 nucleotides long. RefSeq lists its product as uncharacterized. The transcript has 2 exons. The record is from RefSeq and is a predicted model, not a curated record. The coding region runs from base 796 to 1995 and encodes 399 amino acids. Lineage: Eukaryota; Viridiplantae; Streptophyta; Magnoliopsida; Poales; Poaceae.